CGGGCGGCGCUAGAGCGGGCGGGCACGCGGCAAGAUAACGGAUUUAUUACAUCAGAUCGCGGCGCGUGCGUCUCUGCCGCCGCUACCUAUAUAAGCUGCGCACCGCCCGCUCACGCUCAUUCACUGAUCGCUACUGAUAAAUGACACGUCUAUAUUAAUUGGUGGCAAUGAUCUACGCUCUCAUGCAUCAUCCUGAAUUUUGUGUAAAUAAACAACCUGAUUACGAACAGUGGUGGAAAAGUGACAAUUGGUGCGACUGCCAUUCUCCGCGUUUCGAGCAGCAACAGAGAUAGCAAACGGAUCGCAAGUGCAUUGAUAAGAAGACAAGCGAGACACCGGUGUUCAUUCGCAUCUAGUCCGCCUGAAGACAUUAACGCUUGAAAGCUUUGAAGACUCACGCAGAAAUUUAAAGAAGUUUCUUUUGAAAGUUUAAAGAACGAGAAUCAAGAUGGCAACGGUGCAAACUGCUCCUGAAAUGAGCCUUUCGUCAGCUCCGCUGGCCGUGCCGCAGAACAAAGAUCUGGAUCUAAUGGCGCUCACCAUGGCCGCGCUGCGUCUGGUGAACCCCUGGGUGAAGGCCGAGCCCGAGCCCUGGCAGGAGCCCCGGGACGAGCCGAAAGACCGCGUCAUCACCCUCGCGGAGGUCAGCCAGCACGACACCCCGCGCGAUUGCUGGGUCGUCAUCUACGACCGCGUCUACGACAUCACUACCUUCAUUGAUGAGCAUCCCGGUGGUGGCGACAUAAUGCUGGAGUACGCGGGCCAGGACGCCAGCACGGCGUUCCGCAGCUCCGGGCACUCGCGCAUGGCCGCCAAGGCGCUCGACCGGUUCCUCGUCGGCGAGCUGCCGAUGAGCGAGCGCAUGUACCGCCGCCCCGGAGGCAUCCGGCUCAGCGACAUACCGGACUAAACAUGCGUCGGAUCUACGUCAGCCGUUUG
This is a messenger RNA of Cydia amplana, 939 nucleotides long. RefSeq lists its product as uncharacterized. The transcript is spliced from 3 exons. Gene Ontology annotation, molecular function: heme binding. The coding region runs from base 449 to 910 and encodes 153 amino acids. Lineage: Eukaryota; Metazoa; Arthropoda; Insecta; Lepidoptera; Tortricidae. The record is from RefSeq and is a predicted model, not a curated record. Gene Ontology annotation, cellular component: intracellular membrane-bounded organelle; membrane.